This is a messenger RNA of Acanthochromis polyacanthus (spiny chromis), 1007 nucleotides long. Its product is annotated as solute carrier family 22 member 6-like. Gene Ontology annotation, molecular function: transmembrane transporter activity. The record is from RefSeq and is a predicted model, not a curated record. Gene Ontology annotation, cellular component: membrane. NCBI's taxonomy places the organism in Eukaryota, Metazoa, Chordata, Actinopteri, Pomacentridae. Gene Ontology annotation, biological process: transmembrane transport.
AUGAAUCCUCAAGAUGCUUUUGCCUACUAUGGCCUUGCUAUGGAUCUGCAAAAGUUUGGGGUGAACAUCUACCUAAUACAAAUCAUCUUUGGAGCAGUUGACAUCCCUGCUAAAGUGGUCAUAACAAUGUCGAUGAGCUUCAUUGGACGCCGGCCAUCACAAUCUGGUGCUCUCAUCAUCGCUGGAGUCACUGUUUUGAUCAACCUCCUGGUGCCUCAUGACAAAAAGACCAUACGCACCUGUCUGGCUGUAGUGGGUAAAGGUUGUCUCGCUGCGUCCUUCAACUGCUUACUUUACUCUGGAGAACUGUACCCAACCAUCAUUCGUCAGAAUGAUGGAUGGGUGUCCAUGAUGGCCCGUGCAGGAGCCAUGGUGGCCCCUAUGGUGCUCCUCCUGGGGGACACCAUUACUUGGCUUCCAGGUUUAAUCUAUGGAGGAGCUCCAAUCCUGUCCGGGGUGGCUGCAAUAUUUCUCCCAGAAACACUUGGCUCACCCCUUCCUGACACAAUACAAGAUGUGGAGGAGAGGGAAUCUGGGAGAAACUCCAAAUCACCAAAGGAAGUGAUAAUCUUGCAAGACACCCAGGCAAAUCUCCUAAAGCAGGCUGCCUGAGGGCAUUUGUAUUAUGCACCUGAUGUUUUCUCUGACAUGUUGAUGAAAGUAGAAUGGGUACUGCUGUUUUUUCCCCUGUGGCCUGUUUAUUUUGAUUUCUAUAGUUUAUUUUAUGACUGCUGGACAAAUGGUGUUGCAAUAUUAUUUUUGCACAGGUCAAUACAAUGUAGUGAAUGCUGCAGACAAUCAGAUGUAAGUUUAUUUGAGCAUAGCAUAAAGUCUCACUUUGUACCAAUGAUGUUUCAUAUUUUAAAUAUCUGUGUAGGAUAAUUUCUAUAUUUAAGCCUUUGACAGGUUGACGAAAAUGCUUUCACUAGCUUUUUAUAUCUUUGUAUUCCUUUAUUUGUAAACAAAAGAUGUACUGUCAAUAAAAUCACUACCUAUUUCUAUUCCUA